AUGCCUACAGCUCAACAAGGUCAAAUAAAUGAUGGAGAGGGAGCAACAAAUGCAAUACAAAAUGAACUAGCGCAGUGGAAAUUAAGAAGAGGACAAAUAAAGAGUCAAUUAACAAAAUUUCAGGCAUUCUUAUCCGACGAGAACAGUAAAAAUAAAACGCAAUUGAGAUUACGAAAAGAAAAAAUAGAAAAAUUGUGGGAAGAAUUUGAUAACAUACAAAAUCAUAUAGAAGCUAAAGACACAAGUGAGGAUCAAGUAAAUUAUAGAGAUACGUUUGUAGAUAUGUAUUUCGAUCUUAUCGCAAAAGCUGAGGAUAGGUUAGCGCCUAUAAACGAUGAAAUUAAAGAAGCGGAUAAAAAUUGUAUAAUAAGAGAGUCAAACAAUUUAGCGCAGAAAUCAAGCUACAUAAAAUUAAAACCUAUAGAAAUACCGAUAUUCAAUGGGUCAUUUGAAGAUUGGUCAGCAUUUCAAGAUAUGUUUAGAUCACUAGUGCACGAAAAUGAGGGAUUAACAAAAGUACAAAAAUUUCAUUAUUUAAAAAUGUCGGUAUCAGGAGAGGCAUCAAAAAUAAUUAAAAAUUUAGAAACAACCGAGAUUAAUUACAAGUCGGCGUGGAAAAUAAUAACAGAUAGGUAUAACAAUAAACGGUUAUUGAUUCAAUCGCAUACAAAAUGUAUUUAUGAGUUACCAUAUAUACGUGACGAGUCAGCAGAAAAAUUAAGGCAAUUCACAAAUACAUUAAACCAGCAUAGACAGGCCCUACAAGCAUUAGAUCACGAUCCUGAUCUAUGGGGUGCACUACUUCUACACGUGAUAACGUCGAAACUCGAUUCAAAUACGGUACGUCAAUGGGAAACAUUAAAUGCACAAAAUGAAUUACCUACUAUUUAUAAAAUGAUUAGUUUUUUACACGAGCGUUGUCAAAUUCUGGAGGCGGUGGAAAGUUCAAAAGGAAAGUAUGAAAAGACAAAACCAAUUCCUCGAAAGUUACACAGUUAUACCACUAGAUUGGACCAGUGCAAAGCGCGAAAAUGCAAUCAAUGCGACAAAUCGCAUAAUUCGCUGCUGCAUAAGAAUAAUACACAAAUGGGUAAAAACAUACAAAUAAAUAAAGGAGAUAACUCAUCAGAUAACAAACCGAUCGAUAUAAUAGAAGGCUGCGGUAAUGAUGAAGAAACGGAACAAAGCUCAAUAGCAAACGCGAUGUCUUUUACGUCGGUAUAUACAGAGCGAGCAAAAAAUAAUAAACAGGUUUUAUUAGCAACCGCAGUCAUACAAAUAUUAGGCAAGGACGGCAUAUGGUACACAUGCCGUGCGUUACUAGAUAGUGGAUCCCAAAGUAAUUUCAUCACCGAGGAGACAAUGAAAAAAUUAAAUUUACCACGAAAAAGAGUAAACUUACCUAUUACUGGUGUGGCAGAAAGCAAACAUAACGCGGAAUACAAACUUAACAUAAUAAUACGAUCACGGGUAAAUUCAUUCCAACUAAUUAGACAAGUAUUAGUAUUAUCAAAAAUAACUGGCUGUCUACCAACAAAUACAUGCAAUGCACUAAAAUCAGUUGUACCCGAAAAUAUCAUAUUAGCAGAUCCGCAUUUCUAUCAACGCGGAAAAAUAGAUAUACUUAUAGGAGCGGAUACAUAUUGGGAGAUUAUGGGUACUAAUAUUUUCAAAGUUAAUCCGUCUGGUCUACACCUACAAGAAACAAAGUGGGGCUGGAUAGUGGCGGGAGGAAAUGCACAAGGCGCGGAGAUCGCAUUAAACAGUUGUAUGUUUACAUGUACGGAACACGAUAUUAGUUUAUCGGAAAAAAUUGAAAUGUUUUGGAAAGUAGAGGAAUGUAUAUCAAAGGAAAAUUGGUCAAAUGAAGAAAAACGUUGUGUGGAGUAUUUUACAAAAAAUACAAGACGGGAUGAGCCGGGAAAAUUUAUUGUAAAGUUACCAUUAAAAGAUAAUGCAGUGCAAUUAGGCAAAUCGUAUGAUAUCGCUAUGCGCCGAUUCUUGUCAUUAGAACGACGAUUAACAAAAUUCCCGGAAAUAUAUAAUCAAUAUAGAGAUUUCAUGCAGGUGUAUUGUGAACUUGGUCAUAUGGAAGAGGUAAUCAACAAUGAAAUAAAUAACGAUGGACGCGAUUGUGUAUAUAUCCCCCACUCAUACGUAGUAAAUGAAGAUAGCCGUACAACAAAACUACGUGUGGUAUUCGAUGCGUCAAGUAAAACAGAUGCAAGUAUAUCACUUAAUGACGUAUUAAUGAAGGGUCCAGUCAUACAAGAAGACCUAAUUAAAAUUAUCGCACGCUUUAGAACGCAUAAAUAUGCGUUUUCAAGCGAUAUUACGAAAAUGUACCGUCAGAUUUGGAUAGAUAAAUCACAUCGUAAUUAUCAACGAAUAUUGUGGCGACCUAACAAAGAUGAAGAAAUUAAAAUAUAUCGUCUGUGUACUGUCACAUAUGGCACAGUAUCGGCGAGUUUUCAAGCCAUAAAAUGUUUAUCAAUGUUAGCAGAAGAAACUAACAAUAAAUUAAUAUCGAAUAUAAUUAAAUACGAUUUUUGCGUGGAUGAUUGUUUAACAGGAGGUUUCAAUCUAUCAAAAACUAUAGAAUUACGUAAUGAUUUAAUUUCCACAUUAGGCAAAGGAGGAUUUACUAUGGACAAAUGGACAGCAAACAACGAUGAGUUAAUUAAAAAUAUUCCCAAUGUCAAUUCAAAUGAAUUCACAUCAUUAGAUUUAGGUUAA
This is a messenger RNA of Melanaphis sacchari, 2736 nucleotides long. RefSeq lists its product as uncharacterized. The record is from RefSeq and is a predicted model, not a curated record. The transcript is spliced from 2 exons. Bases 1 to 2736 code for a protein of 911 amino acids. NCBI's taxonomy places the organism in Eukaryota, Metazoa, Arthropoda, Insecta, Hemiptera, Aphididae.